Rosa rugosa (rugosa rose) is the source of this 843-nucleotide messenger RNA. RefSeq lists its product as uncharacterized. The transcript has a single exon. Bases 1 to 843 code for a protein of 280 amino acids. Lineage: Eukaryota; Viridiplantae; Streptophyta; Magnoliopsida; Rosales; Rosaceae. The record is from RefSeq and is a predicted model, not a curated record.
AUGGUUGAUCACGUUACCGCUCGUCUGGCAGCCGCUUUGGCGAUCUCUGAAGAUGGCCGGACAUCCUUUGGUCCGGCUGGUGCUGCUGCUGUGUCUUCUCAUCACUUCGCGGUGGGGAGACUGCUCUCCGUUACGGCCAAUCGUCGGGCUGAUCCCAAGGCUUUCUUGGGGACUAUGACCUCCUUAUGGGGGCUUGGCAAUCGUCUCUCUGCACGAGCAGUCAAGGACCGAUUUGUCUUUCAAUUUUCAAACCCAGAGGAUCGUCAAAGGACGGUUGAGGGAGGGCCGUGGUUUUUUGGAAAGUGGGCGCUGGCUAUGGCUGAGUUCGAUGGUUUGAAAGAUCCGGCGCAAGUGCUGACCUCUUCUUUUCCAGUAUGGGUGGAGAUUAUGGGUCUACCGCCGGCCCUAGUUACUGAGGGCGCUGUGGCGCUCAUUGGCGCUACCUUAGGGGAGAUCGUGCAUCUGGAUAAAGCUGGGAUUCGUAAGGGCACGGCGGCUAGGGUUCGUAUCCGUCAUGUUUUGUCGUCUCCGGUGAAACAGGUUUUCCCUCCAUCCACCUUUGAUUUCACCUCUGCGGCAUCUGCGACGGUAAGGUUUCGCUAUGAGAGGCUCGUUGGAUUCUGCCGGGUCUGUGGUAUGAUGGAACAUCAGCGGUCGGGUUGCGGUGGCCCUCCGGCAGCGCUGCAGGUCUCCUUUGGCGCCAACCCUAACCCUAGCUUGGUGGGGUCUGCUGCUCCUAGUCUUGCAGAGGUUUUGGCUCAGUCCACAGCGCCUAAUCUGUUUACUUCCGUGGCAAAGUCGACUUCACUCCAGGGUUUCUCUGUCUCCGCUCUGGCGGCCUAA